Messenger RNA from Galleria mellonella (greater wax moth), 4185 nucleotides. RefSeq lists its product as uncharacterized. The transcript has 14 exons. The record is from RefSeq and is a predicted model, not a curated record. Gene Ontology annotation, molecular function: sulfotransferase activity. Gene Ontology annotation, cellular component: cytoplasm. Bases 129 to 2201 code for a protein of 690 amino acids. Gene Ontology annotation, biological process: sulfation. Lineage: Eukaryota; Metazoa; Arthropoda; Insecta; Lepidoptera; Pyralidae.
ACUUGAAACAGUCAUUAUUGAGAUUUAGACCAGUUAAUACUAGUCGUAUUAACUAUAAUAAUAUCAUUAGACUACUUUAUUUUAUAUUAUAUCUCUUAUUUUUUUAUUCUUUUUAUUAAAAAAGAGCAAUGGAUGCCCAAAAAGAUAGACCUUUUGAAAUCAAAGACGUGCCACCAGAAGAAUUGGUUGACAUACAUAAGCAUGUAAAGGGCCCUAAAGUUAAUUCUAUACGACUGGGUCAAGCCGGUUACUUCUUUCCCGAAGGAUAUAGAGAAGAUUGCUACAAAGUGUACAAUAUGGAAGUCAGGCCCAGUGAUAUAUUUGUCAUCACUUUUCCAAAAUCAGGUACAACGUGGACCCAGGAACUCGUGUGGUUAUUGGGAAAUAAUUUUGAUUACGAGACUGCACUGAAACUGCCACUUGCUAGGAGAUUCCCUUUUAUCGAAGUACCAAUGUUCUUUCGUGGUCAAAAAUUUAAGGAAUUCGUGGAAAAACUAGAUGAUAGUGAUCCAAGGAAGAGAAGUAUUUUAGAAACACCCAACAGCAAUUUUAUCGAUAAAAUAUUCAACGCACCUUCGCCUCGCUUCAUCAAGUCUCACCUACCAUUCUCUCUACUGCCGCCCACAUUGCUGGACAAUGCGAAAGUGGUGUACGUGGCCAGAGAUCCAAGAGACGUUGCUGUCUCUUUUUAUCACCAUCAUCAGUUUAUGACUUUUAACGGUUAUCAAGGCGAUUUUAAGUCGUUUUGGAAUUUAUUCAUCACAGAUAGAAUUGACUGGACGCCGUUUGGGCCCCAUAUAAAGGAAGCAUGGGAAAAAAGACACCACCCCAAUAUGUUAUUCUUGUUCUACGAGGAACUCUCUAAAGAUCUGCCAGCGGUGGUGCGUCGAGUGGCGCAGUUUCUCAACAAGCCGGUGACGGAGGAUCAGGUAGCGCGCCUCUGUGAACACCUGCACAUAGACAACUUCAGAAACAACAAGUCUGUUAACUUCGACGACUUAAAACAAACCGGAUUCAUGGAUCGAGAUGGACAAUUUGUUAGAAAAGGUAAGGCAGGCGGAUGGCGCGAGUACUUCGACGAGGAGAUGACGCAGCAGGCUGAGCGCUGGAUGAAGGAGAACCUGGGAAAUAUACAGUUCCCUGAUGUACAGAAACUAAUAACCAUGAGUAACAAAAUAAAUAACAACUUCCCAUUGGAAAUAGAGGAUGUGCCGCCGAAACAAAGCGAACAUCUUAUGAAAUAUUUCACUGGUGAACUGACUGGUUUUGUCCGUGUGGGGCCCAAAGGCUAUUUCCUGCCCAAUAAGUAUAAACAAGAAGCGGCCAAUAUUUAUAACAUGCCAGUUAGAAGUGAUGACAUUUUCGUCGCCAGCUACCCACGAUCAGGUACCACGUGGACGCAAGAAUUGGUAUGGAUGGUAGCAAAAGAUUUAGACUAUGCCGGAUCUGACGCAGUACCUCUCACUGAACGAUAUCCAUUUUUAGAGUUUUCAGUAUUCGUCCAUCCAAUAAUGAAAGAAAGAUUCGCCGCAGAAAACAGUCACAGCAAGGAGAAGUUACGACUCUUGGAAUUGGUCACACAGCCUGGUACUGAACAAUUGACAAGUAUCCUAUCGCCUCGGUUUAUCAAGACACACUUGCCAAUGUCCCUGUUGCCACCUAAGUUGUUGGAUGUAGCCCGAGUGGUUUAUGUGGCUCGCGAUCCCAGAGACGUCGCCGUGUCUUUCUAUCAUCUAAACAGACUUAUAAGAACGCAAGGUUAUAUUGGAGAUUUCAAAACAUAUUGGAACUUUUUUAUUCAAGACCUUCAUCACUGGACACCAUAUUUUGAACACCUGAAAGAAGCAUGGAAUAAGAGGCACCAUCCUCGUCUGCUAUUCUUAUUUUAUGAAGAAUUGUCUAAGGAUUUGCCAAAAGCCGUGCGCCGCGUUGCAGAGUUUCUGAACAAAUCAUUCACAGACGAACAAGUGAACCGUCUGUGCGAGCAUCUUAGCAUCGACAAUUUUAAAAACAACAAAUCCGUCAACUAUGACGUCAUGAGGGAACUGGGUAUUCUCAUACCUGGCGAGCAGGCUUUUAUUCGUAAAGGAAAAGCGGGAGGUUGGCGCGAUUAUUUUGACGAUGAAAUGAGUCAACAGGCUGAAAACUGGAUCGCGGAUAAUCUACGUGACACAGACUUUCGUUUCCCACAUCUCUCAUAAUGUCGAUUCUUAGAUAACAAAUUGCUCGAGAUAAGAAUAUAUGUAUAUAGUUGGUAAUUAAUAUACAUAGUUGUUGUAAUGCAUUUUUUUUCUUUAAACAAAAAUAAAUGAUGUUUGUUUGUAUAAUUUGCGCUUCAUAUAUGUAUGUAUAUUAGUUAAGUUUGUAUGCUAAUAAAUAAAUAAAUACGUGAUAACUUUGCCACUUCUGAAUCUAUUUUAAUAAUUCUUUUUGCAAUGUACAUACGGUAAUGCAAUGUUCACUUUUUAAAUGAAGCAAAUUCUUGUAUUAUUAUUUUACAGAAUACAGAUAAAAUAUUUACUAUAAGUUGAAUUAGAGAUUAUAAGAUCUGUUUGAUUCGAAGUAUUUGACGUUCCAUUGUUGCUGCCUAUUCUAACAGGAGACAGGCGUGACAGAUAUGUAUGCAUCUAUAAUAUGAAUUAGUGUCUGGUUUAAAAUAUCUUAGUUCAGUAAUUUAUAAACUCAAAAGAUCGCAAUGGAUGUUGAAUGGAGUUUUCUUUUUGCCCACACCACAACAAAUUUAAUUUUCCGACUAGCUUAACGGUGAUAGCCAAUAUAGUCAACAAAUAAUCCCCUUCUCAAAGAGUAGAUUUGCUUGAUUCAAACAUAUUUUGCAUCGUUAUAUUUUUAAAUAUCUCCUAGAUACAAACAUUACAUAGGAAAUAUUUAGAAAAAAAUACAUGAGAGAAAAGAGCAAUAAAAGACAAAACGUUGCGGGUAGAAGCUAAUAUAAGCUAAUCAUGGAUUACGCAACUGACCUAUCUUCAUUCUAAUGUAUCAUUCUUAACUGGUGCCCCGCCAGCGUAUGCCGUUAAGGCAGAGGGACCAUUCCAUUGUCAUCAUUAAAAAAAUAAAUCAUGGGUUACGUGUACAUAAUGAUAAUACUCAAUGUCCGUUAUACCCACCAAGUGUUACAUUUAUAGUCAUGAGAAUAUUAUAAUGUAAGUAACUACUAGUACUUAGUAGUAAAAUAUAAUGUACUAUUGUUUUAGAAUUUUUAUUAUCUAUUUACAGUUAUGUCUUUUUAGAGUUCUGCAAGAUAAUAUAUGAGUUAAACUCUUGUAAUUAGUUUACAAUGACCAAGAAUUACCUGCAAUCCUUAUGCAAUACUAUGGUAAUGAGAUGUGAACUGUUAGUAAUCUUAGUUUUCUUUCCAUUCCACUUGUGAAAAACGAAUUCGUUAUGUACCUGCCUGUAAUUUUUCACGAACAUUUAUCUCGUUAAAUUAUAUACUAGUUAAUCCAAUAUUUAUUGUUGCGAUUAGUAGAAUAUCCGCAUAAAAAUGAACUCACUAGGGUCGACAGCCUCUGGUCAUUGUACCGUUUAUAGUUGCAUAUGACAUCAUUAUUACCGACAUCAUUAGUACCGAGAUAAAAUUAUAAUAAUUAAAAUUUUUUACCAAUUACACGCAUAGUAAAAUCACUAUGGACAACUGUACAGUCGUAAUUAAAGAAAAAACAAAAAAGGGUGAUAAUCAUUUAUUCCAAUAAAAUUGCUCUAUUUUAGUAUUUCUUUGUAACACCAUGAUAUUUAAGUUUACAUCGACAUAAUAAGUAAGCUAUUAUGAAUUUAAGUAAACAAUAUUAUUAUUUUUAAUUGUGUUUAUAAUCAUUUCAACUACAUUAAUAUUUUCAUACCCUUUAUAAAUAAAACAAUGUCUCAGUCCUUCUUCACGUUUUUUUUUAUUUAAAUAAUACGGUUAUACAAAGAAAAUAAAUUAAAAGCCAGAUUUUUAAAUCAAUCAUUCGUUGGUAAUAUAAAAAUCUAAAACAGACUUAUAAUAAUGGAGAUAAUAACCUUUUAAUCGCGGCACACACCGGGCGACUGCAUCGACGCCGCCGGCUAGUCAACAUUACAUAAAAACGAUUGUAAGCAGUGAUAAGUUUAAAAACGACCUGAACUCCGGCGACGCAUCGCAGUCGCCGAGUCGCGCCGACAAUAUAACGGGCUGUGGCCCGCGCAUAA